CUGAAGGAAAGAGGGUGAAGGAAGAGGGGGCACAGACCUGGGGUUAUGUCCGAGGGCAACUACCACCAGAGGCCGGACUGAGAAGAGGAAAGCACCUGGUUUGCGGAUACCUGGCAAAGGUCUUCUUCAGGAUCAAGCGGACCUUGUUUCAUAGAGCGUUUCCACCUAGGAGAGGAUAGCAGCGGUCUCUCCUGGCACCCUGAGGCUGUUGCCCCCUCGUCUGCAAAAAGAAAUUAGGUAGAGUUGCUCUGGCCUCAUCUUCCGUUUACCGGCCUUCUUUAGAAAUCUUAUGCUCAGCCUGACGUCUGCCGUUCUUUCGGUACCCCCGCCGCCGCCGCUUGUAGGUGAGGGCCCAGCGAAUUCCCGUGACGUCGAGUCCAGCUUUGGUUACGCGCCAGGUUCACCCAACACCGCUAGCCCCGUCUACUAAAAUAAGAGUUUGCGUUUUGCCAUGCACCGUGCCCAAGUGAUGAUGAACUUGGCCAAAAGCAGGGAGGCAGCCCCCGACGCGUCUGCGCCUCCUUCUCGGACCUUUGGAAGAACUUUAACUGCUCCUCCAAGCCCAGGAAUGCCCCCUAAGCGUCCCAAGGAGAUGGGGGACUCGCAACCCUCACCUCCCCAGUUUAUCCGCAAACUAAAGAAUGCGGCGGUCGGCACCGGCUGUGAUAUCCGGCUAAAGGUGGCAUUGUCUGGGCACCCGCAGCCGACGCUAAACUGGUACAAAAACCAAGAACCUCUUAAUCCUGACGGAGAGGAAUACGGAACGCUGUGCGUCAGGGACACCAAGAUGGAGGACGCUGGCGUUUACACUUGCGUGGCCCAGAACCCUUUGGGAGAAGCCAUCACCAGCGCCGUGCUCGCCAUCAUCGAAUUAGAAGACUCUGAGCCAGGAGAAGAAGAUGCUGGGGGUCCCCAAUUACAGCGUACAAUCCGUGCACCAAACAACACGCCCCUCGGGACCCCUUCAGGGGACUCGGACACUCUGCUGGCCAGCUCCCUACAUACCACUCCCAGCACUCUGACCGGACUUUCUCAGACCGACGAACUCUCUGAUUGGUCAGGCAGCCAGCAGACGGUAGUAGAAAGGGAUGCAAGGAACGCAAGGCAAGGCGCUACUCAGGGGGGAGUGGCUCGCCAUCUAGGGGUGGAGCCUCUCAUCCCUGCAUCCAGCAACGAGUUGCCUGGCAGUGUCUGGGGGUCAGAGGUCAGCCUUUCAGGGUUCAGCGACCUCUAUAGCAGCGCCUUCAGCCUUUACCGGGGCAGAUCUUGUGCCAUCCGGGUUUUUUUGCCAGAGGGAGGGCUGCGUAGGGGCAGUAUCAACGGCGCCAUCCCAGACUCACCAAGACCUCAUUUGAAUCCUAAGCCUCCUAUCCUACCUCCACCUUCUCCACGGCUCAGCCAGCGCCCAGCUCCCAUCUCUGGGUCUACCGGCCGUGGGCCUUCAACUCCACUGACACCCCGAAAGAAAGCCGUGAUGCCUUCCCAGUACCAGGAUACAGUGGCAGAAGAGUUUGAAGAGAAAGUUAAGAGGCCAAAGUCAUCUGCCGGGUCUCAAGUCAGUGGUCAAGAUUCCCGGCCUGUUACUCCAGUAAGUGAGUCAUCAGGACGAGUCUCCAUUCUGCGGGCGUCUCCUAAACUGGUCCGUUCAGGUUCCAAAAUCUUUGAAAGAUUACGGUGUCUCGAAGAGAGGAGGAAAAGCCUGGAUCAGACAGACAGCCCCUUCCCUGUCCAGUCUUGGUUACCUCUGCGGAAGACGCGGUCCUUUGAUCAACCUGGAGCUGAAGGCUUGGCUGGUAGCCUGGCUUCAUCCAGUGAAGAGCUAAGGGAUGAUCUGAGAGAUGGCGUGAGAUCAGAAGUGGCAGGAUACACCCUGAGAUGUCCAUCUUUAAGACACAAAACAGCUUCACUUGAUGAUAGAGGAGCCUUCUCGGGACGCCUAAGUGAUAUUGAGACCCGAUUCUCGCAAGAGUUGACUCGAAUCAAGAGGACUGUUUCCCAACAACAGUUGAUUCGGUCUUCGCAGGAUCUGACCCAUAGAUCGCCAUCCCCUCAGAGAUCAGCAUCUACCCAGCCUGUUGUAAAAGACUCUUCUCCAACACAAGUGUUUCCAGAAACAAAACCUCUCAUGGUGGAGGAGAAGAAGCCAGCAACUGUCGUCACCACCCGAAUGCCACAUGUCCGAAGCUGUGCCGUGGUCAACCAAGUAUCGGGAGUCAAAACCCCAGAGAAACCAUCAAACGGCUCUGCUGUCCACGAGGAAAUAAUAAAACAAUCAGAAAUCCGGUUCACGUCACAAAGGCCACCUACAGAAAGAAUUGUCACUCCCAAACCAGUAACUCCAAAAGUACCUCUUCAGAAAGAAAGUAAGACAGACUCUUAUUUAAGGAAGGUCCCGGAGUCUUCAAGAGAGCCCCUGCCGACCAGCACGCAUGCCCCCCAGUCCAUGGAAAUAGCUCAGAGAGGGGUUGGCCAUGAAAAGAGAACUUUGGGGGGUGAGACGAAAUUCCUCCCAUGGGCUGCUCCUCCGGGGGGCAAUGACAAAAGUCAAGCACCGCACGAAAAGGGCGAGGGACAGACCAAGAAGCACAAAAACAACAAAAGCAAAGGAAAGAGUCGUCGGAACAGACCUAUGUCCCCAGAACUAGAAUCGUCGGAUGAUUCCUACAUCUCGGCCGGGGAAGAUCCACUGGAGGCUCCUGUGUUUGAGAUCCCUCUACAAAGUGCGUUGGUUAACGCCGGCUCGGAGGUGCUGCUAAAAUGUGUUAUAUCUGCGAAUCCCACCCCAGAAGUGAUAUGGAGGAAAGAUCGCAUCCUACUGAAGAACAGUCCAACCCACCAGAUCCGUACCGAGGGAGAAAGACACACAUUGCUGAUCCGGUGGGCGCUGCCUUCUGAUUCCGGUAUAUAUACGGUGACCGCUCGCAAUGAGGUGGGAGAAGCCAGCAGCUGUGGAGCCCUGACCGUCAAACCAGCACCUGCCAAAGAAUCGCCGGCUCGCCGCGGGACUCCUCGUGAGGUCGUGAGUCCGAUAACUUCUGACGAUGAGUAUUUGAGCCCCCAAGAAGAUCUAAGCGAACCAGCAACCCCCCAGCACAAGAUGAUGGGCAAAGCACCCCUUCAGCACACCGUGACCUUCAAAGCACCCCCUUCGUUCAAGGUGGCUCUCUCUGACAAAUUGGUAUUGGAGGGACAGGAGGUGACGCUCGGUGUCCAGGUCCUCGGAGAACCUAAACCCAUCAUCAACUGGCUGAAAAACCGGCAGCAGAUAAAAGCUGGUGGACGGUACCGGAUAACGGAGCGAGACGGGGGGCAUUUCUCGCUCCACAUCGCGGCGGCCGAGAAGCGAGAUUCUGGGUUCUACACCUGCAAAGCAAUAAACGAGUACGGAACGAAGCAAUGCGAAUCCAAGCUGGAAGUGCGAGCCCCCCCUGGCAGUACCGGUCUGGAGGUGAUCGCCCCUUUGCAGGAUGUGAGUGUGAGCGCUGGCGAGGCGGCGGUGUUUGAGUGUGUGGUAUCGGGGCCAGCCGAUCUGGAUGUGGACUGGAUGGUCCGCGGGAAGCUGCUGCAGCCGGCGCUGCUGGACUGUAAGAUGCGUUUCAACGGGAAGCAGUGUAUCCUUCUCCUGAACUCCGUGCACGAGGACGACAGCGGGGUCUACACCUGCAAGCUGAGCACCACAAGAGAUGAGCUGACGUGUAGCGCCAUGCUCACAGUGCACCCUUCGUUGGCUCCUCUUUUCACCCGGAAGAUGUCAGAUCGCGAUGCCGUGGAAGGCCGCAGUGCCAGGCUGGACUGCAAAAUCAGUGGCACCCCGCCGCCUGUCGUCACGUGGUCUCACUUCGGUCGUCCGGUGCAAGAGAGCGAGACGGUCCGUAUCCUCAGAGAGGGGGGUCAUCACAUGUUGCUAAUCAGCCACGUGGCCACGGAAGAUGAGGGCCAAUACACAGUGACUGCCACCAACCAGCAUGGGACGGCCGAGUGCUCCGCGGAGCUCUAUGUAGAGGAGCCACGUCCGGCUACCGCGUCUCAUAUCUCUAAGCUGGAGAAGAUGCCGUCCAUCCCGGAGGAGCCGGAGGUGCAGGAGAGUGAGGUGGAGGGACUUAUGAUGCCCGAUUUCCUGCGCCCCUUGCAAGACGUGGACGUGGUGGAGUCCCGCGAGGUGCAGCUGGAGUGCCAAGUCACCGGCAUGCCGUAUCCCACCAUCACCUGGUAUCACAACGGACAGAAGAUCGAAAACUCAGAGGAACGCAGGAUGACUCAAUAUAAGGACAUUCAUCGCCUGAUGUUCUCCUCCGUCAGUCAUUCCCACGCUGGUGUCUACAAAAGCGUAAUCUCCAACAAGGUUGGAAAAGCAGCCUGUUACGCCCACCUCUACGUUACGGAUCUGGUACCUACCCCACCGGAUGGACCCCCUGUCAUUACCUCUGUGACCGGAAGGAUCGUCAAGCUGAGAUGGAACCCACCGAAAAGACUGGAUCCUGCCAUAGACCAGUCUCUGAUCACAUACACCAUCCAGCAGCAGGUUCUCGGCUCGCCCCAGUGGACGGUCAUCGCCGCCAACCUAAAACAUACCAACCAUUGCAUCAGAUCCCUGACCAAGGGUCACCUGUACAUGUUCCGUGUCGUCACGUGUACCUCCAGCUCACACAGCAAACCUUCUCCACCCAGCCAGAGCGUGGGGCUAAUUGAUAAAGGUCGUUACCUGCAAGAGGCGCCAUUGAUUCUAGAUCGCCCUGAACUCCUUUACAUGGUGGAGAAUCAGCCUCUGUGUGUGACGGUCACGCUCAACCACGUGGAGGCCGGAGUCACGUGGCGGAGAGCCGGCACCGUCCUGAACACCGUCGAUGGCGUGUGUGAGUUGAGUAUGCCGGACGAUGAUCAGCACUCGCUCACACUCCACAGCCCCAAAAAAUCCGACCUUGGCCAGUUGAUAUUCGAAGCCAGAAACCAGUAUGGAUCUGACCGCUGCACCAUUUGCAUCGAGAUGGCAGAAAUGCCACGCUUUGAUUCCAUCAUGGAAGACAUCGAGAUUGGCGUUGGGGAGACAGCUCGCUUUGUGGUGGUUGUGGAAGGGAAGCCGGUUCCGGACAUCAUGUGGUAUAAGGAUGGGUUGCUGUUGGCUGAGAGUGGACACUUCAGCUUUGUAUAUGAUGAUGCCGAAUGUUCUCUUGUGAUCCUGAACACCUCGCCUGACGACUCCGGGGUGUAUACCUGCACGGCACGCAACCUGGCCGGGGAGCUGUCCUGCAAAGCAGAACUGCAGGUGUUUGCCGAGGAUGCCGGGGCCAGCUCUGCAGGCAAUGAAAAAAGUAUAUUGAAAGUUCGGAGACUCACGGAUUAUUACAACAUCCACAAAGAGAUUGGGAGAGGCGCUUUCUCGUAUGUACGUCAUGUGAUAGAGAAGAGCAGCGGCUGCGACUUUGCUGCCAAAUUCAUCUCGUGCCGCGGCGCGGCCAGGGAGAACGCCCGCAGGGAAAGCGCCAUCCUGUCCCAGAUCAACCACGAGAGGUUCACCUACUUCCACGAGGUGUUCGAGAAGAAAAGUGCUCUGAUUAUCAUCAUGGAGCUCUGUUCCCAGGAGGAACUUCUCGACAGAGUGACCCGAAAAUCAUCAGUCUGUGAAUCGGAGAUUCGUUCAUUUGUGCGUCAGAUCCUUCAAGGUUUACAUUAUCUGCACCAGAAGAAAAUACUACAUCUGGACAUAAAGCCGGAGAACAUUCUGAUGGCCGACUCAAGCAGCGAUCAGAUCCGAAUCUGCGACUUUGGGAAUGCCCAAGAGAUCGUUUCAGGGGAAAGUCAGUACUGCAAAUACGGGACGCCCGAAUUCGUGGCCCCGGAGAUUGUGAACCAGAUGCCCGUCUCGCCCGUCACAGACAUAUGGCCUGUUGGGGUCCUGGCAUAUCUAAGCCUUACAGGAGUGUCCCCCUUUGUCGGUGAGAAUGACUAUACCACGCUGAUGAAUAUCCGUGGCUACACGGUGGCCAUUGAGGAAAAGAUGUUUGCAGGUCUGACCAGAGAGGCCAGAGGAUUUCUAAUAAAAGUCCUGGGCAACGAGAAACUGAGGCUCAAUGCUGAAGAAAGCUUGGAGCACCCUUGGUUCAAAACUUUAGCAAAAGGCAAAUGUAUCAGCACAGACCCUCUGAAACUUUUCCAGUCUCGUCGCAAGUGGCAGCGGUCACUCAUCAGUUACAAAUCCAAUAUGGUGAUGAGGUCUAUCCCAGAGCUUCUCCAGGAUAAAACCAACCACUUGUCCAUUGCAGUACCCAGGAAUCCAAAGGAGUCAUCAGGACUGUCAUCAUCUUCAGAUUCUGAUGAUCUCGAAGAGCUUCCCUUUGUCCCAAUGCCCCUUCAGGUCCAGUUCUCUGGCUCUCGCAUGUCCCUUAAUGAAAUUCCCACGGAUGAGGAGCUGCCUCCUUCAGCCACAGAAGAUGACAGUAUCCCAGAAGACCACAAUACAGAGAAGAAGCUCUCGGAUGCUGCCAAUAAAAUUACGGAACCUGAAAUACAGAAAAAGGAGGUUGUAGGGUUAUCAGCCAAACGAUCUAAAGGAUCCAUUGCAAGAAAGAGGUCAAGUGAGGCUGAAAGUUCAUCCUCCUCUGAUGAAGAGGUCUCAGAAAGUCAAAGGAAGCAGGAGCAUUCACGGAAGACUCUUAAAAAAGGGUCCAGCUUGGACUCUCCAGAAUCUCCUAAUGAGGAGCUUCCAGUUACACGCAGGGGUGAACUGAGGAGGGGGAGCUCUGCAGAUAGUGCUCUUUUGCUCAAUGUGUCCACCGAAGAAGAUGAAGGGAAAGAUCGAAUGGACAGGGGCAUGACUAAAGCAGCCUCAAUGGAACUGCCGACCAGAAGUCGCAGCCCAGGAAGACUAGAAGAUCGAGGACAGUUUCGCCGAAAGUUGGGGUCGGCUGAUGAAGAAUAUGCACAGCGACUUGAGAUGAUGCGGCAAAGAUUGUUAAGAGGUGGCGCUGCGGAUAAUAAACUAAGUGGUCUUAGAGGUCCUUUAAUAGAAACACUAUCAACUGAUAAAAAGAGAGCAGAGCAGCUGUCAAUGCGCCACCAAAAAUCUGAGAAGACACCUCCUUCACCAACCCCUGUUCCUUCAAUCAAACUGACCAGAGCCGCAUCCAGUGAAGCUGCUCCAGGCCGAGAGACAACAGAAGAAAGAGUCUUAAGAAAGACCAGCUCGUUCUCGCAUGGAGACACAGAGCCACUGGUCCUGCAUCGGAGGUCUGGUGCGCCACUGGAAAUCCCUGUUGCUCAAGCAGAGGCACAACGUCUAAAAGAAUCGCCUUCUCUCUCUGCCUUGACUGAUCAGUCGCGGUUUGAAUCCCGUCCUGAAACGCCUCAAAGAACGCCUCCCAAGUCAUUGACACCUGAACCAAGUCAAGCAGAUACAGAAUCUCCGGACUCAGAAACCCGGAAUGGCCAAGAAAAUGCAAAGGUUACUGCUCCAUCGCUUCAGCGCGAGUCCGAAAAAGAAACGCGUCCGGUGAAAGAUAUGGGGAGCAAGUUUUUGGAUGUAGUUGUAGAGGAUGGGGUGCCUAAGAAGUAUAUACCAGGAAUUGAGUCCGGAAGGGCACCUGAAAAGCCACCUCGGUUUGACACGACUUUGACCACAGCAGUUGAUUCGCCUGUAAAGGAAAUAACACCCAAACAACAUUCGACUUUAUCUUUAUCAACUAAGGGUGUUCCAUCAGUGUCGAAGAAAGAAACUUUACCCCCUCCAAAGUCAGCUAAAGAUCUCCCAUUAUCAGAAGUGACACAACAUUCACUGAAGUCAAUACAAUCUAGAGUAAAAACACCUGAGAAAGAGUCAACUGCUCAAGCUCAGAAUAAGGAGUCAAUGCAACCACAAGCUAUUGGUGCACCACCUCCAUCGGGGCAAAUAAAACAGCAGAUGCCAAGAUCAGUCCAAGCAAAAGAGCCAUCACCAGUAUCGAUGAAAGUAAAAGAGCCGUCACCAGUAUCGAUGAAAGUAAAAGAGCCGUCACCAGUAUCGAUGAAAGUAAAAGAGCCGUCACCAGUAUCAAUGACGGUAAAAGAGCCCUCACCAGUAUCAAUAACGGUAAAAGAGCCCUCACCAGCAGCGCAAGUAAAACAGACAUCCCCAGUAUCAGUCAAAAUAAAAGAGCCCUCACCAGUGACGGUGCAAGUAAAAGAGACCUCCCCUGUUCCUGUUUCCAUCUCUUCCUCUUUGCCUGUUAAGGUUACAGCAUCUUCAACAAAGCCAACAAAAACUUCAUCACCAAAACUUAAGCCGUCAAGAGACCCUCCAUCAGUCCCUUCGGUCCAGCCAGGUGUCAUUAAGACAGACAAAACGUCGCCCUAUGCCGAGAUGAUACAAACUCUUCAGGUGCCAACAUCAGAGGAAGGUACGGAGAAAACUGAAAAGCCACAAAAAAGUUCAAAAAGCAUCCAACCGGUUCAACCGAACCUUACAGAAAUACCAUUAAACCAAGAAACAGAAAGACUUAACCCAACCCCAAAUACCAAUGUGGCUCCAACAGUGACCAAAAAUGAUGAGGUGGACAAACUAGACAAAGCUUCCAAAGCUGCCAGCACAGAGAAUGUCCCAUUGAUCAGCAAUAUAGAUUCUGAAGAAGUCUUUGAGGCCAAAUUUAAAAGAAACCGGGAGUCAAGUCUAACGAGAGGUUUGAAGAUUCUCACCAGGUCUUGGUCUGAAGAGAAGAAUUUAGCAGCUGCGCAUGUAUCUCAGGAAGAGGAAAUGUAUCGACCUAGUCCAGUGGGUGUUCCUCUGGAAUUUCUCGUUCCAGAAGCUCUUGGGUUACAAGAAAGAUCUAAAUCUGUUCAGGACUUACCAGCAUCGUCUAGGGACCCAAGCUUUAUGAGAAGGCUUUCACUGCGCUUCAAGAAGACUCCAUCAACUGAGCGGAAGCAGAAACCCGCAGAUGAGGGGGAAAGUGGUGGCAGACGUCUUUCUUGGUCUUUAGGGCGUGGAAGCUCUAAAGAGAAGAAGGACAAUGAGAGCUUAAAGUCAGAAACAGGGUCAAUUGAAGCUAUCACAGAGCCGUUUACCAAGGAGAAGAAGAAAGCUAGCGAGUCACCUGUGUUGGCAAUGAGGAAAAAGAUUGGCAGCACCAUGGACCGCAUCUCCAUGAAGUUGAGGAGUCAGUCGGAGGAGAGAAGAGAAACAGACAGAACAGAAAGGAAGGAGGAGAGACCAGAGAAGCGGACACCUCUGAUGUCCUUGCUAAGGAGGUCCACCUCAGAAGGGGAGAACUUAAGACAGAUAGGGAUACCACAAAACCAGCUUGCAUCUCAAACUGGAACAGCACCCUCUACAGAGUCACUCCAGUCUGAAUUAAGCAUCCAAUCAGAAAUAGUUAAAGAUGAAAGAAAGUCAAGGUGGGACCGAUGGGGUCUGUCCCGUAACAAGAAGGAGAAGAUGGCCUCACAGCCAAAUAUCCCAGCCAGUCUGAUGCGGGAGGACGGCAGUAUCGUGGGCAGACAGUAUAUUCGCAAUGAAUCAGAUUUCCACCCCGUGUUCCACAUCAAACUGAAGGAUAUUGUGGUGUUGGAGGGCGAGCCGGUGUCUCUCUCCUGCCUGCCGGCCGGCAGCCCAGCGCCGCGAAUCCUGUGGAAGAAAGAUAAAAUAGUCCUAGAACCAGGGGAAAAAGUCAAUAUAAAGUCCUGUACGGACGGCCGGCAGAUUCUCACCCUCCCGGCAGCUGGACAGAGGGAGUCGGGGUUAUACGAGUGCGUGGCAGCAAAUGCGUUGGGGAGCGCCAUCAGUUCCUGCACCGUCUCCGUCGCAAGAAUUCCUGGACCACCAGGGACCCCGGAGAUCCCCCAGAAGUAUAAAGACACUGUUCUGGUUCUUUGGAAGGCCCCGGACCACAGCUCUCCCUGCGUCUACACGCUGGAGGCGCUGAUGAACGGGAAUGGAGAAUGGAAAGUGAUCAGCUCCAAGAUCAGCGACUGCUACUUCAAUGUUACGGAGCUUCCGGGGGGUUCAGUGAAGUUCCGUGUUGCCUGUGUCAAUAAAGCCGGACAGGGACCCUACAGCAACGAGUCCAGAGCCAUUGUCAUAGAGGGAGAAAAUCAAAAACCUGCAGUUGCCGCACCAUCGGUGGUCUCGAAGGCAAGACCAGCAGUGCCUACAGUCUCCCCUUUUGUACCAGUGGCUCCACGUGUUACAUCAGCCCCAGCAGUAUCUCAUUCUACCACUUCCACUUCUAAUCUGCCUCCACCGGUUGGGUCUCCUUUUGCAGCACCUUCUUCUGUUACAACAACCCAAGCAACUGUACCUCCUUUACAACCUCCACCUAAAGGACCUCCGCCACCGACCCCACCACGAAGACACAGAGGUUUCAUAUCCACCCCUCCGACUGCCCACAGACCAACGUUUGCCAAAACUGACACAACACUCCAGGCUUUGCCGAGUAGCAAAACACAGCCUCCUGAAGCUUCCGCGGCGGGGGCCGCAGGGUCCCGCAUUUCUACGGUCACAGUUUCUGUGACUCCUGGACAUACCGUGUCGCAUUUAAGAGUUCCACCUCCUCCUCCUGCUCAACAGGUGAAACCGUCUUCAGAGCCCAUUGGUAAAACAGCGCCCGUGUCCAACUUAUUAGAGGCCAAGACUCCCACCGUGGCGCCGGAGUCACAACACAAAGUUCCUCCCGUGCCACAGAUCGUUCCUCAAGUUAAAUCACCUUUCGUUCAGCCUACCGCAAAAUCUCCCGUGCCCGAAAAACCAGCUCUUCAGCCACUUAAGAUGCCAUCAGAACCUCGGAUACCACCACCAGUGGCUCCAAAACCAACUGCUCCUAUUAUGUUACACAUUCCCCCCUUUAAAUCUGCAACCAGCCCCACACCUUUAAGCCCCACUUCGAAGUCCCCACCUUCGUUCCCAUCCUCUCCAACCAGCCCAGUUUACAAGCCCUCGUCUCCUACGUCCCCAGCUUACAUGGUCACCUCAUUUGUGUCCAUGCCGCCAUCUUCGCCUACCAACGACACUGCUCCUCCUGAACCCACUGGGCCUGCACCGCAGACUGUACCCACACGCGUCCUAGUGAAAAGCGUCACCCCUGGAGGAAGAACAACACCUUCAGGAAGAGAGAGUACCACCCUCCGGCAAGGUGUCCCCCAAAAGCCUUACACUUUCUUGGAUGAAAAGGCAAGGGGUAGAUUUGGAGUGAUUCGGGAGUGUAAGGAGAAUGCCACUGGAAAGCACUUCAUGGCAAAAAUCAUAUCGUAUGAACCUGAGAACAAGCAGAACGUCCUCCAAGAGUAUGAGGUUCUGAAGUGUCUUCAUCACCAGAGGAUCCUGAGCUUGCAUGAAGCGUACAUCACCCCUCGCUACCUCGUCCUGAUCUCUGAGCAUUGCACAGGCCGAGAGCUGCUUUACUGCCUGGUAGAGAGGUUCCGUUACUCCGAGGAUGACGUGGUGAAUUACAUCCUGCAGAUCCUGCAAGGCUUGGAGUAUCUCCACGAACAGAAGAUUCUGCACCUCGACAUUAAACCCGAGAACAUCAUGGUGUCCUAUAUGAACACGGUUAAAAUCAUUGACUUCGGGAGCGCUCAGACAUUCAGCCCCUUAGUGCUGCGCCAGCUGGGGAAACGCGUGGGAACCCUGGAGUUUAUGUCUCCUGAGAUGGUGAAAGGGGAGCCCGUUGGACCCGCAGCUGAUAUUUGGGGUGUUGGAGUCUUAACAUACAUAAUGCUAAGUGGACGAUCUCCAUUCUUCGAACUGGACCCAGUGGAAACAGAAAAUAAGAUCCUUUCAGGGAGAUUUGAUAUUUUUAAACUCUACUCCAAUGCAUCUCAAAGCGCUUCCCUGUUCAUACGCAAACUCCUGUCCAUAUAUCCUUGGAGCCGGCCGUCUCUUCACGAGUGUUUCUCCAACCCUUGGCUUCAAGAUGCCUACUUGAUGAAGCUGAGACGCCAGACCCUUACCUUCACCACCAACCGGUUAAAAGAGUUCUUGGUGGAGCAACAAAGACGACGAUCAGACACCGCUACCAAGCACAAAGUCCUCCUUCGCUCCUAUCACGGCUCCCAGACUCAAGCUCCGGUCACCCAGUGAUUUUGGACAGAGGACUUUAAUCGGAUUGAAGAGGCUGAAGAGCCACAGGUGCAUUCCACUGGAUUGUGUAGGACCCUCAGCAGUCCCAAUCAAGACGGACUGGCCGGAAAAAAAGGACACACAAGCUAAAACCCUGUUUACUUGAGGGGCUCCUUGCUCUCCUUUGGGACAAGGUUGUACUAGACAUUGUUUUUAGAGAAUUCAUACAAUAAUCGAUUUAUUACAAGGAGGACAGUGAUGUCUAACGAGACAGGAGGUUGGGAACGGUGGGAAAGGGCCGCACGUCGCAUGAGACAGACUCUCUAGCUGUUUAUAUCCUAUACCCCUGAGUUCAAACACCGGUUCUUCCGCUGCUGUUAAAUGCUGCUGGCCUUUCAUUUGAGUAAACUUUGUUUUAAGGC
Messenger RNA from Spea bombifrons (plains spadefoot toad), 12444 nucleotides. RefSeq names its product striated muscle enriched protein kinase (gene SPEG). Lineage: Eukaryota; Metazoa; Chordata; Amphibia; Anura; Pelobatidae. Bases 452 to 12043 code for a protein of 3863 amino acids. The transcript is spliced from 41 exons. Gene Ontology annotation, molecular function: protein kinase activity; ATP binding; protein binding. The record is from RefSeq and is a predicted model, not a curated record. Gene Ontology annotation, biological process: protein phosphorylation.